CUUCUUGUCAAGUCAAUCACAAUCAAAUCGAGUACUUCCGGUUAAUCAUUUAAAAGUAAAAGGCUUCUUGAUAAAGACGCAGUAAAUUCAAAAUGUACUUGGGCUUUCUUGUGGGGGUUUAAUUUACCAGUGCAUUAUGUUUUAUAAACUGAUCAUAUGUUCAUAUGUAAAAUAUGAAUCUGGAAGUAUUACGGCAUCUAACUACAGCUGUGUAAUGACUGUGGUGGAGUGAGGGGUGCAGUAUUUCCCUCUGAGCUGUAGUGGAGUCGACUACAAGUUAAAGCAGCGUAUGCUUUUCUAUAUUUGUCAGCCAACUUGUCCAUAAGAUACACUUUUGAUUUGUAGGCCAGACCCCUUAUCUUCCGGUCUUAUCCCCGCUAACUUUGACAGCUGGACGCAGCUGGACGCAGCUGGACGCAGCUGUUCGCGCGCUCUCAUCCAUCCAGCCCAGACGCGCCCCCGCUCCCCGGUCACAGCCGCUGCCCAGGGGCUUGGAGACACCAAUCAGAACAGCUGGACCGAGGGAUGCGCACUUAAUUAACUUCUUCACUUUGUUUUCACCGUCCUGUAAGCCCCCUGCCCUCUGUCACGAUUCCCACCCAGCGCGGCUCCACGGAUUUUCCGUCAUCGAUUGGUCCCCGACCCGCGCGGAGGAAGUGGUCGGUGGUCUUCCUGGUGACCGCCGUCGCGAUGGUUUUGCUGGCUCUGGCCGUUGCUGUCCCGUUACUGCUGCUCCGCACCUCUGAAACCUCCGCCCGUUACUACGAGAUGAUGGGCACCUGUCGGAUGGUGUGCGACCCGUACAGCCCCAAACCGGGAGAUGCCACCGCCAUGGAGGUGAUCCAGAACGUGAACGGUGUCGCUUCGCAGCCGCCAAUGGCGCAGGGGAGUCGCGGAGAACCAGGGCGACCGGGUAAACCGGGAUCCAGGGGCCCGCCGGGAGAACCAGGACCCCCGGGUCCGAGGGGGCCGCCGGGAGAGCGCGGCGACAGCAAACUCUCCUUCCCCGCGUUAACUGGGGCUGCGGGGGCUGAGAACAGAGAAACAGACAGUGUGAACUCCACGACCAACAGUUUCAGGAUCGCCUUUUACGUCGGUCUCAAGAAUCCACAUGAGGGAUAUGAGGUGUUAAGGUUUGACGACGUGAUUACAAACUUGGGGAACCACUACGAUCCGAGCACCGGGAAGUUCACCUGCCAUGUGUCCGGGAUCUAUUUCUUCACCUACCAUGUGCUGAUGCGGGGAGGAGACGGCACCAGCAUGUGGGCCGACCUGUGCAAAAAUGGACAGGUUCGGGCCAGUGCCAUAGCUCAGGAUGCAGACCAGAACUACGACUACGCCAGCAACAGUGCUGUGCUGCACUUGGACUCUGGAGAUGAGGUCUAUGUCAAACUGGACGGGGGCAAAGCUCACGGAGGCAACAACAACAAGUACAGCACCUUCUCCGGCUUUAUCUUGUACCCUUACUAAACACACCACAGCAUGUCCAUGGACAGUAAUCAUCACUGAAAAUCGUUUGCAGUAAAGUAUAUGGUCUAAUAAGUUUCUCUUCUUUUGAAGGGUGCCAUGACACAGCGGUAUGUUCUGUUCAUCUAUUUAUUUGUGUUUGACUUAAGUUCAACUGGAGGUUGCUGUCAUCAGUGAAUAUGUAAUAUCAGUAAUAUUUAUGUUCCUUUGAUUUAAGGUGGAGACUAACUGGCUGCCUACACGCUCAGAGGUCCAUAGAGAAUAGUAUGAAGUAUUUUGAAGCAAAUGCAUUGAAAUUAAGGUUUUGAAUGAAGGUCAGAGAAGAUGUUUUGACAGUAUAAUUUAGCCAGCAGUGUUUGGCCUCCAGGCUUGGUCACACCAGCAUUGAAAACAGUGAAAUUCUGCAGCAAGAUCAAUUAAUUUGGACAGAAUCGCCAAAUCAGUUACACUGCACACAUGUUACAUCAAGCUCAAUUUUAGUGAACUUUAACCUAUACAUUUGCAGCCUUUAACCAGUCCUGACAGUAGAGACUUCUGAGGGAAUAGAGAGAUGAAAUGGAGGAAGCUAACGUAGCUUAUUAGCUGUGGUGCACCAUCCAGUUUUAUUUAACGUCCUCUCCUCCAAUAAGGAAGAAUGGUUUGUCGACAGGAACAAGACACAAGUCGAUGGUACAGAUAUUCUUUUGAAUAAACUGUGAUUCAAUGUCCUGUUAGCAACCGAGCUAACACCAGGCUAUAAUGAUGAUGAUACAGGUACAAAUUAACAUUUAUGUUGAAAGCUGCACAUAGUCACUUUUGAGGGGGCUAUUGUGACUGGCUAGCGUUAGCAUGCUCCUGGCAUGUUUACUGCUUACAAGCUAGCCCUGUGAGUGGCCCUUCAUCACCGAAUACUGGAUUACUUUCACUGUGCCACGUUCUGGUGUGACCUGAGCGUUACCGUGGUAACUAAAAUACUGACACGUCAAAGUCAUGUGAUAUCACAUGUUUGAAAAGCCCAGUCUCUGAUUUUAUUUCCUAACACAUCAUACCCCCCCCCCCCAACCCAUGAUUCCACUGGCAUGCACCUUAACUGGAUGAGCUGCACCUGUUAUAGAACAUAUGAUUGAUUGAUCGAUCGAUUGAGGUGAUUGGAAAGUGCCAAAGCUGACAGACGUCACAGUCUAAAUGCAUUAAGAUACUUUGAUUGCUGUAGCGAGCAGAAUCGUGGUGCUUUCAGCAGUAUUUAGUGUUUCACAGUAGCAAAUGGAACUUACAAAUGGAUGUCUUAAUUACUAAUUAUUAAUACUGAAUCUGUUAUAUUUUGUUCUCAUAUAUGCCA
Seriola aureovittata is the source of this 2785-nucleotide messenger RNA. RefSeq names its product complement C1q-like protein 2. The record is from RefSeq and is a predicted model, not a curated record. Gene Ontology annotation, molecular function: protein binding. NCBI's taxonomy places the organism in Eukaryota, Metazoa, Chordata, Actinopteri, Carangiformes, Carangidae. The transcript is spliced from 2 exons. Bases 691 to 1470 code for a protein of 259 amino acids.